Messenger RNA from Schistocerca piceifrons (Central American locust), 4021 nucleotides. RefSeq names its product regulator of G-protein signaling 20 (gene Dhit). The record is from RefSeq and is a predicted model, not a curated record. The coding region runs from base 1106 to 1741 and encodes 211 amino acids. Lineage: Eukaryota; Metazoa; Arthropoda; Insecta; Orthoptera; Acrididae. The transcript has 5 exons.
UUGCCUGUCGCGUCUCAACUCGCCGGGGGGCCCGCCGCCUCUGCCGUCACAUCCGUGGUGCUGUGCUCGACACUGCCGUUCCACCUGGCCCCUGGCCGUUGUCAACAAAACAGACGCCACCAACGCAUCGUCGCUAGGACCUGCUUCAUUUGACAGCCACUCUGAAGAGCGCGAUACGAUAACACAGCUUUCCACGCCACCGGUAACAAAUGAAGCCCGUAUAAACCGAAACUGCUCUUAACAAUUUCUUCAAAAGCAGCGGGAGGAGACGAGUAUAACAGUACGAAAGAGAGACCAGAAACCCGACCUUAGAAUCUCGCUCUGUGCCCAUCCGAAGGCUAUAAGGUGUCGAAUUUCCGAAGCCGAAUAAGCCGCUUUCCCUCCUCGCUGACUGGCGGAAGUGAAGCUUUCACAAGCGCAGCUGGGCGACCGCUUGUGCCUGAGUGAACCCCGUACAGAUUCUACUUUCUGUUCAGAAUUACAAGCAGAGGGCAUCGUUGCUGGUGCUGUCUGUUUCGUCUUCUUGGACGCAAACGCUUUUGAUAAGAGCUGUCAAAACAUAAGCUAUAAAGUCAUUAGCCCCAGUAGUCUGGUUGGUGAAGCUGUGACUCGUCGCUGGUGAUAAGUUGGAACUGAAAAAUAUCGACAGCGAUCAUCAUUACUGGUACUAUUUGUCACUGACUACUUCUUUCUUUGGCGGGAAGACCGUCCUAAAUAAAAGCCACAUCUCAAUCGUUUGAAUAUAACAGCGAUUCAACGUUUCUACCCGGAGCGGUCCAACCAUAUACUACGUGGUAGAAGAAGUGUGGUAGAACAGCACAGAAGAUCGUAGAAUACCGGAAGCAGUCUAAGUAGUUUCUGUGUAGAAGAAGACGCCGUCGGAAGCUCACCAAAGCAAGAAAGCGCAGCGGCUGAGACGCCAGCGGCACCUCCAGUGGUCCAUCAGUCUCCAGCGACGCCGUCGCCUCCAGUGUUCCAGCAGUCUCCAGCGACGCCGCUGGAAUCCUCCGCCUCGGCCCAGCGCGCAGCGGGACGGCGAACCGGCGGCAGCCGCACUUCUUUAGUGUUUAUCUGUUUUAUCGGAGAGAUAACGGAGCGCUCAAACAUGACCAUGUCCAGUCGGUGGAAGGCCGUCGUGCACCGGAUACGGAAAAGCUUGGCGGUGAAGAGUGGCGAAGACCGGCCCAAGCCGCAGGAUCUGCCAACCAACGGUGAACCUCUGCCUUCGCUGGAAGAAAUUCGGAGUUGGGGAAAGUCGUUCGACAGACUCAUGAAAAGUGCCGCCGGCAGAAAGGUGUUCCGCGACUUUCUGCGCUGUGAAUACAGCGAAGAAAACAUCCUUUUCUGGCUUGCUUGCGAAGAUCUGAAAAAGGAGUCGAACCCCGAUGUGGUUGAGGAGAAGGCCAGGUUCAUCUACGAGGACUACAUCUCUAUCCUCUCGCCUAAAGAGGUGAGCCUAGAUUCGCGGGUGCGCGAGAUCGUCAACCGCAACAUGGUGGACCCGACGCCGCACACGUUCGACGAGGCGCAGCUGCAGAUCUACACGCUGAUGCACCGAGACUCGUACCCGCGCUUCGUCAACUCGACGCAGUUCAAGAAGCUGGCGCAGCUCACCAGCAACGGUAACGACGCCAGCGGCGCCGCGACGCCCACCGGCAAGGACAAGGAGAAGGAGAAGGACAAGGAGAAGGACAAGGACGCGCCGACGUCGUCCUCUGGUCGCAAAGACAGCAGCGCGUAACGCAGCACGGCCUACGCACGACGCCCUCCUGCUGGGUCCCAUGCACCGCCCAACGCCCCCGCAAGCCCCCACCCUUCACCACGACACCUGCCACCGGCACUGCAUCGUCAUCGGCCUCACGAAGACAUUACCAUAAUGGCCUAACGCGGAGGGACCGGUGCAUCACUCUGGCCCAUCUCCCCCUUGGUGCCCGCGGGUCGGACACCGAUUUGCAAUUCGUGUCAGCUCAUCGCGACGGCAAAGGUCGAGGUCAGCGCGGACAGCAGUAGCGUCCAUCGGGGAUUACGUAGCAUGGCACGAGAGCCCACUGGUUUCUGGGCACGUCAUCGGGAUACUCCUGGAUCAGCGCUGCGGUCUACGUGCGCACUCACUGGGGAAUGAGUUCAGCUUGGCAACUUCCCUACUCACCUCCAUUCUCCCGUUCCUGAGAGUCGUAAGCUUCCCUACCGAUAGCUCAGAGGUGACCACUGGUCCUGCCACCUUACUCCAGUUCCGCUGCCCUCUCCCCGCCACCCCCCACCACUGUUCACUCACAGAUGACCCCUCGGAGCAAAGCUGUGUGGCUGUUACGAACUGCUGUACAUUUUCAUCCAGACGCGAGGAAACGCACAAAAAGUAUGGGCAAGUGGGUGUUAUCGACGGCAGCUUUGCAAUACCCUAUCCCGUUCCUGGAAUGUAUUUCUUUUUUCUUUUUUUUUGGCAUGAAACCGAAUGGUGCAACGAAAUAUUACGCUACGUUGGUGCCAAAACGAUUCUGGUUGGCCGAGCGAGGAAUAGGAUUCGCUGCUAGGUGGCGUGGAUUGUACCAAUAUGCUAUUUUUGAUGAAAGCGAAUGGACUGCCACUGCGCCGAGCGUUACAAAAACUUUUCACGAGAGCUGAAAUGCAAACCCCGUAAAAGGCCCUACAAAUUUUACGUUAUCGUGAUUCUAGUCCUUACAGUAUGUUUAUUUCGAAUAUUAUGUUGACUGUCUUUUAAGAGAUGAUUAUUUCUUUACUCUAGUCGUUAAAGUCAAAGAAAUAAUACUAGUCAUUACAGAUAAAACGUUCCUAUGUAUUUGGUUGUAUGUCAAUUGACAACUGAUAUAUUUUUCUCUUUUAUUUAAUUAAAUAUAUCAAGAUGAAUAAGCAAGUAAGGGAUCAGGCUGUUAAACUUAUUAUGUACAUAUAUAAAUAUAUAUUUCAAGAAGUUACAGACUUUGUAGUAUAUAUAUAUGUUUGAAACAAAAAAUAUUAUGUCGUUUAGUACAGAAGCUCUUGCAGGUCUGAUACAACUGCCUCACAAAAAACACAAUUUGAAGAAAAAAAUUAAUUGCACAUUAACAAUGUAUUUUUGUCGUGAAAGGAUUUCGAUCUUAGCGACCAGACGAUUAAUGCUUUUUUAAACAGACAAUUAUGAAACGUUGUAGCUGUGUGAAAUUUUGCUGAUUGCGGAUGUACGUAGUGAAUAAUUGUGUAAUUAGAAAACACCUAAUAGUAUAUUCCUACCCGACCUUGCACCUCUUCAAGUUCACUUGUUAACUCAGCUAGCCUUGAAAUAUUUUAUAAUAAAAUCAUCGCUCCAUAUGUGUACUUAAUACUGAUAUUUACUGUACUAAUGUAAUGACCAAGUCUCCUCGUAAAGACCAAUUAUUAUAUGAAUGAUGCACAUUUUUAUUAAACUCCAUAUUUAUAGGUCGAUAGGAGCUCAAAUGUAAUUGAUGUACAUCAUGUUUGUGUACACAAAAUAAUAAUUAUCCUCAAAGUGAUCAUAAAAAUAUAUAUACAUAAUUAUUAAGUGUGCUGUUUAAUGAAAAUAAAAAGCGAAAAUAAUUGUGCAAAUACACCGACGUUCCGUGCGACAGACAAUUUAAAUAACAUAAAAUCUCUUGGAAGCUGCAGACAUUCGUCAUAUUCAUCUUCUCAGUGGUUUGUUUGGUGGUUUAAGGACUCAGUGAAACAAUUCAGAGAAUAUAAGUGAGAUAACAAAAUUUUAGAUGCGUAUCGAUAAAAGACAAUCGUUACAUGCAAUCGCUUUAUGCAUCACCUGUGUACAUUCUCUAAAGAAACAGAUUACAAAUAAAUAAUUAUUGAUAUUGUAGAAGAUGAGUAAUGUGAACAGUGUGUAAGGCACAAACUGUAAGAAAGACAGAGUAUUACUAAUAAUUCCUCAGUAUGAAAGUGUAAAGUUUUGUGUUCGUUGCGUGUUCAGCAAGAUUCUUUAUCAGAAGUGUUUUUCUCUACAAGUAAGUGUGUACGGUGCUGCGGCUGUUUUUAAUCAUUUAUUCCGUCAAAAAAGUCA